Molecule: messenger RNA, 781 nt
Organism: Drosophila arizonae
Lineage: Eukaryota; Metazoa; Arthropoda; Insecta; Diptera; Drosophilidae
Gene: Pburs
Product: bursicon subunit partner of burs
Biological process (GO): G protein-coupled receptor signaling pathway
Cellular component (GO): bursicon neuropeptide hormone complex; extracellular region
Molecular function (GO): neuropeptide hormone activity; G protein-coupled receptor binding
Source: RefSeq, a predicted model, not a curated record
GAUUUAAGCACCAAUUAACGAGAGAACACAACAUCGACAUCGCCAUCGACAUCAGCGGCUGAUUACAUGGUCAUUCAGUCCUACCGCAACUUAGCCCACUUUCCACUGGGACCCACUGCGGCGUGUAACACAAACAUUCCAUCAGAGAGUCGCAUAUAAUUCAUUCGGCGAGCCCAUCAAAUCGAAUUGCAACUGUGACCCGGCACUGGGCAGCUCUAUAAAAGCGGCAGCCGCGUGGGCCAGGGUCAACAGUCAAGUGUGAAGCCGUCGAGGAUGCAUCUCCAGGAAUUGCUAUUGGUCGCCGUCGCAGUGGUCCUGCCCCAAUGCCCGAGGGCGUUGCGCUACAGCCAGGGCACCGGCGACGAGAACUGCGAGACUCUCAAGUCCGAGAUUCACCUGAUCAAGGAGGAGUUCGACGAGCUGGGCCGCAUGCAGCGCACCUGCAACGCCGACGUCAUAGUCAACAAGUGCGAGGGCCUCUGCAACAGCCAGGUGCAGCCCUCGGUGAUAACUCCGACGGGGUUUCUGAAAGAGUGCUAUUGCUGCCGCGAAAGCUUCCUCAAGGAGAAGGUCAUCACGCUGACCCACUGCUACGAUCCGGACGGCACUCGCCUCUCAUCCCCCGAGAUGGCCACCAUGGACAUUCGCCUGCGGGAGCCCACUGAAUGCAAAUGCUUCAAGUGCGGCGACUUUACACGCUAAUCCAAUCCCCAUUCCAGUCCACAGCUUAAACCAAAUAAAGUUUCCCCAUCGCACGGGCUUUUGCCUCCCACAAAUAUUC